Messenger RNA from Osmia bicornis bicornis, 486 nucleotides. RefSeq names its product zinc finger protein 526-like. The transcript is spliced from 2 exons. Lineage: Eukaryota; Metazoa; Arthropoda; Insecta; Hymenoptera; Megachilidae. Bases 1 to 486 code for a protein of 161 amino acids. The record is from RefSeq and is a predicted model, not a curated record.
AUGACAGCGCAAGAAGAAGUGUUGAUAAAGGAAACACCACCACCAACACCACCACCACCACCAUCACCGCCACCACCAUCACCACCACAGUGGAGGUUGUUUUUAAUAGAUAUACCAGAGUUUGACUGGAAAAUCUAUAGAAAUUCAGAGAGGACGGACCCAAGACUGUGGAUUAUUCAAACUCAAACUAAAAAAUUUAUCUCUAAAAUGUCAAGACAAAGGAAGUUCUUGGAAGAAAUAAAUAAUAUAAGCGAGCUGUUGUCUGAAAUCGAUGAAGAAGAUAAGUCUGAGAAUGAAGACGGUAUAUUUGAGAAUGAUAAUGAUCUAUCGGACACUGACUUUGAGCUAUUCGACACGGAUAAUCAGGAAGAGAACAUUGUGAAUACGCGUAGGCGACAAAAAAGAAUGAGAUUCUUAUCUAGCUCCGAAGACGAAUGUGAAGAGAACGAUCAGAAUAGUGAAACUUCAAUUGAUGGAACUGUUUGA